AUUUUGAAAUUACCAGAAUAUAUGUACUUUAGGGUUUUCCCAGUUCGAUUCUUACUGCUUCAAUCGAAGUGAUCUCCGAUAUAGCUCGAAGGCAGCAGAUCAGAAGUGAAAUGACUGGUUUCAAGCUCUGGUGGAUUAAGGGAACAUUUGCUACUUUAAUGCUAUUAAUUCCUGGAAAUUUAGCAUGGGGAAAAGAAGGUCACUAUGCAACUUGUAAAAUUGCUGAGUCAUUCCUUACUGAAGAAGCUUUAAAGGCGGUGAAAGAUUUGCUCCCAGAAACCGCUGAAGGUGAUCUAGCUUCUGUCUGUUCCUGGCCUGAUGAGAUCAAGCAUCGUUACAACUGGCGCUGGACCAGCGAGUUGCAUUAUGUUGACACCCCUGAUUUCAGGUGUAACUAUGAUUACUGCAGGGACUGCCAUGACUCGUCUGGAGUCAAAGAUAGGUGUGUUACUGGAGCUAUUUACAACUACACGGAGCAACUUGUCAUGGGCUAUAAUACCUCAAAUUCAGUUAAGUACAACCUGACCGAAGCACUCAUGUUCUUGUCUCAUUAUAUUGGGGAUGUGCAUCAGCCUCUACAUGUUAGUUUUACUAGUGAUGAAGGUGGAAACACAAUAACAGUCCGUUGGUAUAAGAGGAAGACCAAUUUGCACCAUGUUUGGGAUACCGAUAUAAUAGAAUCUGCCAUGAAGACAUUCUAUGACAAAGAUAUUGACGUCAUGAUAUUAGCAAUUGAGAAGAAUAUUACAGAUACCUGGAGCAAUGAUAUAUCAUCUUGGGCAAAUUGUACAUCUGGUCAGGAAGUUUGUCCGGAUCCGUGGGCUUCCGAAAGUAUCAAGUGUUCGUGCAAUUAUGCCUACAGAAAUGCUACACCAGGAAGUACUUUAGGAGAUGAUUAUUUCCUUUCUCGUCUGCCUAUUGUGGAGAUGAGGCUUGCCCAAGCCGGGGUCCGUCUGGCAGCAACACUUAACCGAAUCUUCGAUCCACUCUACUCAAUCCCUCAGAAAUUGGCAUAUAUUGGGAACAACCAAGCCACAUCUCACACGGUUUGAAGCUGAAAAGUCUCCCAGAUAGACACAUAUUUUCAUCAAUGAAUUACCUCUAAACAUUCGAUGGAAGUCAAGAAACGUACUUUAUUAAUUAGUUUCGUGUCCUGAUAGUUGGUACGUGCAUCUUCCUUGAAAUGUGUGCAAUCUUCUUGUUUAUCAGUUAUAGCCCUCUUAGGUGAUGCUCAGAAACAUGUAGAACUCUACUCCUUGAACUCAUAUUAGCUUGUAUAUAUCGAUGAUUGUCC
Messenger RNA from Cynara cardunculus var. scolymus (artichoke), 1294 nucleotides. RefSeq names its product endonuclease 4-like. The transcript is spliced from 10 exons. Gene Ontology annotation, biological process: DNA catabolic process. Gene Ontology annotation, molecular function: endonuclease activity; nucleic acid binding. The coding region runs from base 111 to 1052 and encodes 313 amino acids. NCBI's taxonomy places the organism in Eukaryota, Viridiplantae, Streptophyta, Magnoliopsida, Asterales, Asteraceae. The record is from RefSeq and is a predicted model, not a curated record.